AUGCUCCUUUAUUUAUGGCAUUUUGAUCAUCCUCCACUAAGCACUAGCGCCCUCUCGUUUAUUUCUUCCUCUUUUUUAUCUCCUUCAUAUUUCCCUUUAAAGUCUGGCCACCAUCCCCUUGUACGCGUCUGGAGUCUGCUGGACGGAAGCCAACUGGCCGAAUUCCCGGGGCACCAUUUUCGAGUAGAUUGUGUUCGCUUUAGUCCAUUGGGUGACGGCACCCGUUUCCUCGUCAGCCUGGGCAGUCAGGAGGAUCAAACGCUCAAUGUGUGGGACCGAAUAUCUGGCCAUCGACUAGCUACCGCUAAGCUUACGCAUCGGGUGAGAAGGGUAUUUGAAAUUAAAUUAAGACAAAUGUAUAUUUUUGUACUUUAUUUAGUUCAUAAAAUACCACAUAUAUUUUGCUAG
Protopolystoma xenopodis is the source of this 408-nucleotide messenger RNA. The record is from the annotation of a GenBank genome assembly. NCBI's taxonomy places the organism in Eukaryota, Metazoa, Platyhelminthes, Monogenea, Polystomatidea, Polystomatidae.